Drosophila kikkawai is the source of this 711-nucleotide messenger RNA. RefSeq names its product apoptosis regulatory protein Siva. The record is from RefSeq and is a predicted model, not a curated record. Gene Ontology annotation, molecular function: CD27 receptor binding. Gene Ontology annotation, biological process: extrinsic apoptotic signaling pathway. Lineage: Eukaryota; Metazoa; Arthropoda; Insecta; Diptera; Drosophilidae.
GCGCUGACCAACACUGUUGCCGGCAACAGGUAACGGAGUUGCUGGAAAAACCAAUCUUCAAGUCGGCGGCGUAGAUUUAUUUAACCCUUUUAUCUAUGGAAAACAAGGCCUCUAAGCGUAGGCGUUCGGUAGACUGCCACGACGAUGAUGCCAACAACAAUCCCAUACAGAGAAAGGUCUGGGUAAGCCAGAAGGUGAGCGAUGCCCACGACCCAGCCAAGAUGCGGGAGGUUCACGAGAGAACAACAAAGAUGCUUUUCGAGGGUGCCGCCGCCAGUCACGCACCUUCAGUUGCCACAGCUCCUGCCCUGCACGAGCACUACCACCUGCUGGGCGAUGGAAGCAUACUGCUGCGUGACUUGCAUCCCGAUGCUGCCAAUCCUUGCCUGGAACGCCUCAAGUCUCGCUGCUGCCAGCGCCAAACCCUCAUCCAUGGCAGCUGCAUCAACUGCAGCAUGGAUCUGUGCGAAGAGUGCGGCUACUCCUGCACCGAGUGCACCCACUUUAUAUGCCGCAGCUGCGUGACCGUGUUUGAUGAUCGUCCCGAGAAUCCGCUGUGCGAACGCUGCCAAAUGUUCUAUACCUGAAGGGGGCUUUCCCGGAGCCUCCAGCCCGAUGUGUUCCUUAGACUCUAAGUAGAGGCAUCUCCUCGCUCAUUUUCCUUGCAUUUUGUAUUUAAUGGAAAAAUAUAUAUAAUAAUCAAAACAGAAA